This is a messenger RNA of Amaranthus tricolor (Joseph's coat), 2072 nucleotides long. Its product is annotated as berberine bridge enzyme-like 8. Bases 74 to 1675 code for a protein of 533 amino acids. The transcript has a single exon. The record is from RefSeq and is a predicted model, not a curated record. NCBI's taxonomy places the organism in Eukaryota, Viridiplantae, Streptophyta, Magnoliopsida, Caryophyllales, Amaranthaceae. Gene Ontology annotation, molecular function: oxidoreductase activity; FAD binding.
AAUAUUUCAUCUCAACUCAUAUAAUAAACUCAAAAAAUAUAUAAUCUUUCUGAUUACUUAUAUUAAUUUAUAUAUGAUGAAAAUCCCGUUCAUGAUGAUUUUUCCAUUUUUAUUUAUUAUUUUAACUUUAAGUUUAACAAAUACAAAAGCUGAUAAUCAUAAUUAUUCAAUCCAAGACACAUUAAUAAAAUGUCUUAAUUCCCAAUCUAAUCCAUCUUAUCCCAUCUCACCCCUCAUUUACGCACCAAAAAAUACAUCAUUUCCAACCGUUCUACAAACCUACAUACGAAACCUUCGAUUCAACACCUCCACAACUCGUAAACCCUUACUCAUUCUAACCGCGACCCAUGUUUCCCACAUUCAAGGAGCUAUCCUAUGUUCCAAACAAACCGGAAUCCAAAUGAAAAUCCGAAGUGGAGGACAUGAUUACGAAGCUCUAUCUUACGUAUCCAUUGUUCCUUUCUUUGUAGUUGAUAUGUUCAACCUUCGAAAAAUCGACGUAAACAUUGAUGAAGAGACUGCAUGGGUAGAAUCUGGAUCAACACUAGGAGAAGUGUAUUAUGCCAUUGCUAAUAAGAGUAAAAUCCAUGCUUUUCCUGCUGGGGUUUGCCCUACUGUUGGUGCUGGAGGACAUAUUACUGGAGCUGGGUAUGGAAAUAUGAUGAGGAAAUUUGGUCUUACUGUUGAUAAUCUUAUUGAUGCUAUAAUUGUGGAUGUUAAUGGUAGGAUACUUGAUCGAGCUUCCAUGGGGGAAGAUCUUUUUUGGGCUAUUGGAGGUGGUGGUGGAUCGAGUUUUUGCGUCAUAAUUUCGUAUAAAAUCAAAUUAGUACGUGUACCAGAAAAAGUUACGGUUUUUAAGGUUAGUAGAUUGUUGGAACAGAAUUUAACCGAUCUUGUAAUUCAGUACCAAAAUAUAGCACCUAAUUUGGAUCCUAAUGCUUUCAUUAGGCUUACCUUAGAUGUCACAAAUGAUACGAGUAUUACAAACCGAGCCACAUUUAGAUGCUUAUUUUUAGGCGAUGUAAAAUCGAUUUUAUCUAUUGUGAAGAAGAAUUUUCCUUUGUUGGGUCUAGAAAAGUCAGAUUGUCAUGAAAUGAGUUGGGUUGACUCGGUACUUUUUUACUCAGAUUUUGCCUUAGGAACCCCAGUUGAAACUUUAUUGAAUAGGCAGCCUGUGAAUAUAAAUUACCUAAAAAGAAAGUCGGAUUAUCUUCUAGAACCAAUUCCAAGAUAUGGAUUAGAAGGAUUAUGGAAAAAAAUGGCGGAAUUGAGAACUCCUCAGCUUACGUUUAACCCAUAUGGAGGAAAAAUGGCGGAGAUUUCAGCCGAUGCGACUCCAUUUCCGCAUAGGGCUGGACACUUAUUUAAGCUUCAAUAUGCGACGGAUUGGAAAGAAGGAGGAGAUGAUAGAGCGAAGUAUUAUAUAGAAUUGACGAGGAAAUUGCAUAGUUAUAUGACUCCUUUUGUGUCGAAAAACCCUAGGGAAGCAUUCUUGAAUUAUAGGGAUAUUGAUUUGGGGAUUAAUCAUCAAGGUUCUAGAAGUUAUGUUGAAGGAAAAAGAUAUGGAGUUAUGUAUUUUAAGGAUAAUUUUGAUAGGUUGGUUGAAAUUAAGACUAAGGUUGAUCCAACUAAUUUUUUUAGGAAUGAACAAAGUAUUCCGAUUCUUCCACAUUAAUGGGAUAAGUAUGUAAGUAAGUAAGCAUACAUCAUGGCUUGCUUAGCUUCAUAUUUCACCCGGCCCGUUCUGAAAUACUAGCGUUCUGAAAUACUAGCUUGCAAUGAUUGUGACAUAUUAUAUGGGAAAAUGCCACUAUCAGCUGCAAGUAUAAUAUAAUAUAUAUUACUAUCAAUUGCAAAUAUAAGAUCAACAGUUAGUAGUAUUGUUGCUAGAAAUUAAGUUUACUUAUAUGCAUUCAAUAAUUAUUUAUAUUUUGUUUAGUUGUACUGUUAAUAAGGCUUCUGAGUUUUUUUUUUAAUUUGUAUUGUUUAUUUGUAAUCUUUCAUGUAAAAUAUAUACUCAAUUUGUUUCAGUGAAUUUGUUUUAUUUGGUUUUUUAACACUGUUUACAGUUU